GCCAUCAGAAGGUCAAAGUUCGAACCAAGGAACAACUGUACCAACUGAAGGCACGUCUUUGUGGAGAAAGCAUUUUCAAGACUGGCAAAGCCAUGGCGGACCCCACCAAGAUGGUAGUCAACCUGGCCCUCUUUGGCACGACUCAGAGUGGGAAAAGCUCUGCCGGGAACACCCUGCUGGGAAGCGCUGACUUUCACAGCAGCUUUGCCCCAUGUUCUGUUACCCAAGAUUGCAGCCUGGGCCGCAGCUGUCACCUCCAGAGCUUCCUGCGCCGAAGGGGUCAGGAGGUCGCCCUGCAGGUGCGGGUGUUGGACACUCCAGGUUGUCCACACAGCAGGCUGAGCAAGAAGGACGUGGAACAGAAGGUUAGGGAUGCUCUGGAGCAUCACUUUGGGCAAGAGGGUCUCCACCUGGCGCUGCUGGUCCAGAGAGCAGACGUGCCUUUCUGUGGGCAGGAGGCCACGUACCCAGUCCAGAUGAUCCAGGAACUUCUGGGACAUGCUUGGAAGAAUUACACUGCCAUUCUUUUUACCCACGCAGAAAAAAUAGAAGAGGCUGGAUCCAAUGAAGAUAAAUAUUUACGUGCGGCCCCUGACACACUGUUAACCCUAUUAAAUUCUAUUCAGCACAAAUAUGUUUUCCAGCAUAAAAAAGAAAAAUCAUUUAAUGAACAAAGAAUGAAAAUCUUAGAAAGAAUCAUGGGAUUUGUAAAAGAGAAUUGUUACCAAGUUCUAACCUUUAAAUAAAAUUUAGGUAAAAAAAAAGAGCAUUUGAUAUUGGAGUCAGAAACCUGGUUUCAAAAACUGCCUUUGUGAGCAUGGACAUGUAUGAUAAUAAUUCUUAUACACCACUGGUGAGCAUGUGUUUUGGUAUAACCACUUUGGAAAACUGGAAGAUAAAAAGAACAACAAGCACUUAAGAUUUCCAAUAGAAGUCCCAUAAGAUAGCAGUUGCACUCCUAGGAGUAUAUAUCCAACAUGCAUGUGUACAUUUGUGCACUGAGGCAUGUAUGUGCAAGAAUGUUCAUAGCGGUACUAUUCAAAAUAGCUAAAAACUGGAAACUAUCCGAAUGUCCUUUAAUAGUAGAAUGCUAUGGUGUGUUCACACAGGAGGAUAGUAUACAGUAAUGAGAAUGAGCGAACUCAACUACAUUUACCAGUGCCGAUGAACUGCACAAACAUAAUGCUGAAAUAUAAGCCAGACAUUAAAGACUACAUGCUCUAUGAUUCCAUAUGUGUAAAGUCCAAAACCAGUCAAACCAAUAUAAUCUCAACUCCUCUGGUGAUAGAAGUGCAGUAAGUCAAGAGAGUGGCUACCCUUGAGGAGGACACAGUGAGUCAAAAGGAUGCACGUGAGGUGGCUUCUGAGACUGUUUUUCAGUUUCUUGAGUUUGAGGCUGGUUUCACAGGUGUGUUCACUUCGUGAGAAAGGCAACAACAAACGCUUGCCAUUUAUGAACUGCUUAGUAUAUAAGUUAUAUUUAAAUACAAGUUUAGAAUGAAUAAUAUUAUCCAGUUUUUAAGCACCAGAGGAAAUAAAAUCUUCAUCUUUCUCUGCUGCAUCCCUUUUAAUAAAAGGAUUUGUUCUGUAAAAUUUGGAUUCAGUCAAAAGGCUGCACUCAAGGACCUAGAAGGCCACAUGUGGCCUUAAGGCCGCAGGUUCCCCACCCAUUUCAGUCUUUUUAUCUAUCUUUUCCGUUCUGUUUAUCUAUCUAUACUCUGUAUUCUUUCCCUAGAAUCUGCUUAGAUUUUCUUUUGUAUUAAUUUUCAGACAUUUCACAAUUCUGUUACGUAAGACUAAUGUUUUUAAGUGACAAAUCUGUUUCCCAGAUUCUCGUUCAAACUUUAUUUUAAAAAUAAGUCUCUUUUCACAAACAUCUGAAGUAUUUGUUUUCAAUGUAUUGCUGUUGCACAGAAAAUGUUACCCUUUUAUAGGAAAACUGAAGAUUAUAGAAAAAAGAUUUCUUAAAAAAAUCAUUCUCUUUUGUUAAAUGUAUUGAAAGUGACUUUUAGUUUGCAUUUUUCAUUAAUCUUUUUCAAAGAUAAAUCCAGUUGUGGUGUUGAUUUUGGAUGACUUCUGCACUGUUCUUUCCAAAUUCCC
Messenger RNA from Microcebus murinus (gray mouse lemur), 2100 nucleotides. It is a transcript of the gene GIMD1, whose product is annotated as GIMAP family P-loop NTPase domain containing 1. The record is from RefSeq and is a predicted model, not a curated record. Gene Ontology annotation, molecular function: GTP binding. NCBI's taxonomy places the organism in Eukaryota, Metazoa, Chordata, Mammalia, Primates, Cheirogaleidae.